Molecule: messenger RNA, 1113 nt
Organism: Galendromus occidentalis (western predatory mite)
Lineage: Eukaryota; Metazoa; Arthropoda; Arachnida; Mesostigmata; Phytoseiidae
Product: band 7 protein AGAP004871-like
Exons: 8
Coding region: 1-1113 (370 amino acids)
Cellular component (GO): plasma membrane
Source: RefSeq, a predicted model, not a curated record
AUGGACACUUCGCAUACGGCUUCACCGCCUCCGUCGGGAAAAGACAUCUCCCAGCAUUCGUCGACGGUCCACCCACCGCCUCCAGCCGCCUUCCCACCGGCUGCCCACUUUCGUACAGGAUACAAUGUUGGAGGCAAAGAUCCAGGUGCGUCGAACAGUACCGGCUACUGUACGAAAAUCCUCACCGUAUUCUCCAUCCUCGUCAUCGGCGCCACGUUUCCAUUUUCUCUCUGUCUUUGCAUUAAAAUCGUUCAAGAAUACGAGAGAGCAGUGAUAUUCCGACUGGGUCGACUGCUUCAAGGCGGCGCCAAAGGACCGGGUCUGUUCUUCAUUAUCCCAUGCAUCGACACCUACAGCAAGGUUGAUCUCCGUACUGUGUCUUUUGACGUGCCACCUCAGGAGAUACUCUCAAAGGACUCCGUGACGGUGGCUGUAGACGCUGUCGUUUACUAUCGCAUCAGCAAUGCCACAAUCGCGAUCACCAAUGUAGAGGAUUAUGGCCACUCUACACGCCUGCUGGCCGCCACCACACUUCGGAACGUUCUCGGAACAAAAAACUUAUCGGAAAUCCUAUCUGAACGCGAGUCUAUAUCUCACGUUAUGCAGUCUUCCCUCGAUGAAGCGACAGAUUCGUGGGGAGUGAAAGUGGAACGAGUUGAAAUAAAAGACGUUCGACUGCCCGUACAACUCCAGAGGGCCAUGGCGGCUGAAGCAGAAGCGACCCGAGAAGCUAGGGCCAAAGUGAUUGCUGCUGAAGGAGAACAGAGAGCUUCGCGAUCGCUCAAAGAGGCGGCAGAGGUGAUCGCGGAAACUCCAUCGGCGUUGCAGCUCCGUUAUCUGCAAACACUGACAUCGAUCGCGGCCGAAAAGAAUUCCACCAUCGUGUUUCCACUGCCCAUGGAAAUCAUGCGGAGCAUCAUCUAUUCACAACACCACAACAACAACAACAGUUACAACAACCAGCAACACAACAUGACCAAUACGAUGCACGAAAAGAAUAACCGAAAUAUGCGGCAUACUGAAAAAGAUCUUAGCAGAGGCGACGAUGAACCCACCGAACCGUUCCCACCUCUUCCAGAUGAAGAAAUACUCGACGUGCCUCUGAUAUCAUAA